Hyla sarda is the source of this 575-nucleotide messenger RNA. RefSeq names its product cytochrome c oxidase subunit 5B, mitochondrial. The transcript has 4 exons. Gene Ontology annotation, cellular component: mitochondrial envelope. The coding region runs from base 61 to 441 and encodes 126 amino acids. Gene Ontology annotation, biological process: mitochondrial electron transport, cytochrome c to oxygen. Lineage: Eukaryota; Metazoa; Chordata; Amphibia; Anura; Hylidae. The record is from RefSeq and is a predicted model, not a curated record.
GACGCGCGUCUUCCUGGUAUUGCCCUCUGUGUGCAGCCGCCGGUAGGAGACGACAUCAUCAUGGCUUCAAGGUUACUGUUCCGCAGCGCUGUCCGCGCCUUUACCAGAACCAGCGCCGUGCGGGCGGCCGCCCCCGCCAGGUAUAUGUCUGCUGGAGGUAUUCCCACCGAUGAGGAGCAGGCUACCGGUAUGGAGAAAGAAAUUCUUACUGCAUUGAAGCACGGUGAUGAUCCAUACAAUAUGCUGAAGCCUAAGCAUUACAAAGGGACCAAGGAAGACCCUCAUAUCGUCCCCUCCAUUAAUAACCAGAGGAUUGUGGGUUGCAUCUGUGAGGAGGAGAACACCGCUGUCGUCUGGUUCUGGGUGCACAAGGGAGAGCCCCAUCGCUGCCCGUCUUGCGGUGCUCAUUACAAGCUGGUACCAGCCGGGCACCACCACUAAUGGACACAUGACAGCCUCUCCUCUUGCUUGUUGCUAGUCUGUGCUUUUAACUAAAUUUAAGUUUACAUUGUGUUAUAUUUUAUUCCUCUUUGGCUGGGGACCAGUAAUACAAUAAUACAUGCACCCAGCCUUUA